AUGGCCGUAAAGGGAUCUAUCGUUGAAAUGGUAAGACAUAAUGCUAUUUUGUGGUUUCGAUUAAUUGAGAGAGUUUUUAGGAGAUGUUUUAAAGUGAUCGUAAAGAGAUCUUCUAAAAAAAAGAAAAAUAUAAAGAACGGUACGAAUGGUCACAGUUAUUACUUCGACCAACAGAUACAGGAAGUCCACCCAACAGAAGAUACCAAUUGUUGUGGUAAAGUAAAGAAAAUCGCUAAAGAUCAUUGUACAGUUACUACCUUAAAGAACAGAUUACCAAUUUUAAAAUGGCUCCCAACGUACGGAAUUACAGAUAUUCAGAGUGAUGUUAUAGCUGGAUUAACAGUAGGGCUGACUGUUAUACCUCAAGGUUUAGCUUAUGCUAAAGUUGCUGGUCUGCCGCCGCAGUAUGGGUUAUAUUCGGCGUUUAUGGGAUGUUUUGUGUACUGUUUUCUGGGAACCAGUAAAGAUAUAACACUAGGACCAACAGCUAUUAUGUCUUUAAUGACUGGAACAUUUGCACAUUCUCAAGUAGAAGGAGAUGCAACGUAUGCUAUUAUACUGACUUUAAUGUGUGGUGUUGUUCAAUUAGUUAUGGGAAUGUUGAAUUUAGGUAUAAUCGUUAAUUUUAUUUCUUAUCCCGUCAUCAACGCCUUCACAUCCGCAGCUGCCAUCACCAUUGCAUUUAGCCAAGUCAAGCAUGUUCUCGGCUUACGGCAUAUUCCUCGAGAAUUUCUAGAAAUGGUUUAUGAAAUAUUUGCCAAAAUAGAAGAAACAAGGCUCUGGGAUAUGACUUUAGGAUUAACCUGCAUCGUUCUUCUUUUUCUUAUUAAAAAAUUACGGACUAUCAAAUGGAAAGAAUUGCGACCAGAAGAAUUAAAGUUAUAUAUUAAAAUAUGGCGAAAGUUUAUUUGGCUUUUUGCAACAGGAGCGAAUGCAGUAAUAGUGAUAUCAUCAGCUGGAGUAGCAGCAAUUUUAAUUCAUUUUGGUGUCAAAGAUAAACUCACAUUAACAGGAGAAUUAAAAGCUGGGUUACCUCCCUUUAGAGUUCCAGAUUUUACUCUGAACGUUGGUAAUGUUACCGAAUCUACUUCCACAAUAUUUGCAAAUAUAGGAGCUGGUUUUGGUAUCGUACCAUUAUUAGGUUUAAUAGAAACAAUUGCAAUUGGUAAAGCAUUCGGAGUUGCCAAUAUUAUAAGUUGUUUCUGUUCCUCAUAUCCAGUUACUGGCAGUUUCUCCAGAACUGCGGUAAAUUCACAAAGUGGUGUUCGUACUCCAGCCUCAGGGAUUGUUACAGGUGGUUUGGUAUUGUUAUCUCUGUAUGUCUUAACCCCAUUAUUUUACUAUAUACCAAACGCUGCAUUGGCAGCUGUUAUCAUAUCAGCUGUCUUACAGAUGAUAGAUUAUAAAAUAAUACUUAUAUUGUGGAGGGCCAAUAAAUUAGAUUUAGCUAUUCUCAUAAUCACAUUUUUGUCAUCACUGGGAAUUGGCAUAGAGUAUGGUAUAUUAGUUGGCGUUGGUAUUUCAGUAUUAUCUGUUUUAUAUCCAUUGGCCAGACCACGGGUUGCUUUUACAUCCCAGGAUGGUUUCAUCAUUUGUACACCAGAUCAAGGCAUGAAAUUUCCCUCAGCAGAAUAUAUCAGUGAAAAAAUUGUAGACAGGGCACAUUCUGGCACCAACAACAGAUCUGUUAUAUUUGAUUUUCGUCAUAUAUCUAGUAUAGAUUAUAGUGCUGUUAUGAGUUUAAGAGAGUUAAUCAGCGAUUUAAAAAGAUUUAACUUGAAAGUAGCCAUUAGUAAUGUCCAGCCUAAGGUUUCCCGUGACUUUGAUAAAGCAGCAAUAGAAGAAUUCCAGAUUUUUUCAAAUAUUGAUAUAGCUUCACAAAAAUUGAGUUUUAAAGAAAAAGAAAAGGAAACAGAAUUAGAAUUAAAAGAUAUAUCAGUUAUUCAUCUGUGAGUUUUUAUAAACGACUUAAUUAAUAAUGGUUACCAAAAAUAUUUGGAGGUGACUCCACAAAACCAUGUGUUAAGUUGAACAACAUAGUGAAAGAAGAUUGUUCAUGAUUAUCACUAUAUAAAUGAUCUGAAAUACGCGCCUUUUGAUUUGAUCGGUAUUUAUAAAACGUGUUCCAAGAUUAAUUUGUAGAGCAAGUAUUAUUAGAGUACUAAAAGUCCUAUUGGAUAUGAUUAUAUUAUGAUACUGUUACUAAGUAACAAUAUCCUGAUUAUGCAAGGGAUUAAAAGGAGACGAUCACAAUUUUGAUAUAAUAUGUUAUCAGUUUGUUUAACAUAC
Lottia gigantea (owl limpet) is the source of this 2289-nucleotide messenger RNA. RefSeq lists its product as hypothetical. NCBI's taxonomy places the organism in Eukaryota, Metazoa, Mollusca, Gastropoda, Lottiidae. Gene Ontology annotation, cellular component: membrane. The transcript is spliced from 21 exons. Gene Ontology annotation, molecular function: secondary active sulfate transmembrane transporter activity. Gene Ontology annotation, biological process: transmembrane transport. The coding region runs from base 1 to 1953 and encodes 650 amino acids. The record is from RefSeq and is a predicted model, not a curated record.